Equus quagga is the source of this 3982-nucleotide messenger RNA. It is a transcript of the gene ATP2C1, whose product is annotated as ATPase secretory pathway Ca2+ transporting 1. The record is from RefSeq and is a predicted model, not a curated record. Gene Ontology annotation, cellular component: endoplasmic reticulum; Golgi membrane; plasma membrane. The transcript is spliced from 27 exons. NCBI's taxonomy places the organism in Eukaryota, Metazoa, Chordata, Mammalia, Perissodactyla, Equidae. The coding region runs from base 231 to 3092 and encodes 953 amino acids. Gene Ontology annotation, biological process: manganese ion transport; calcium ion transmembrane transport; intracellular calcium ion homeostasis. Gene Ontology annotation, molecular function: ATP binding; P-type calcium transporter activity; ATP hydrolysis activity.
ACUGCCCUUUGGGCAUUUCUGGACGCUUUUAGACAGUGUUCAUACUUGGCUGUCUGGUUUCACCAGGAACCCUCCUCAAAAGAGGAAGCAGCAAGAACCUCUGCUUUGUUUGCAGGAAAGUGCUCGAGCUACAAGCAAAUCUUUAGGCAUCUGAGGAAUCGUGAAGCUUCUAGAUUUCAUAUGGUUGCUGACAGGGAGGGGCAGACAAGGCCCUUCUUGCAUUCCUCACCAUGGAUAAUCUGUUGCCUCAGUCUAGAUUCUCUUAUUUCAAAAACUAUCCUCUCCAUGUAAUUAGGAAAUAUUUAUUGAUGCUGAGAAACCAAAGAGCCGAAGAACAGGUUGCACGUUUUCAAAAAAUUCCUAAUGGUGAAAAUGAGACAAUGAUUCCUGUAUUGACAUCAAAAAAAGCAAGUGAAUUACCAGUCAGCGAAGUUGCAGGCAUUCUCCAAGCUGAUCUUCAGAAUGGUCUGAACAAAUGUGAAGUAAGUCAUAGGCGAGCCUUCCAUGGCUGGAAUGAGUUUGAUAUCAGUGAAGAUGAGCCGCUGUGGAAGAAGUAUAUUUCUCAGUUUAAAAAUCCCCUUAUUAUGCUGCUUCUGGCUUCUGCAGUCAUCAGUGUGUUAAUGCAUCAGUUUGAUGAUGCCGUCAGUAUCACUGUGGCAAUACUUAUCGUCGUUACAGUUGCCUUUGUCCAGGAAUAUCGUUCAGAAAAAUCUCUUGAAGAACUGAGUAAACUUAUGCCACCAGAAUGCCAUUGUGUGCGUGAAGGAAAAUUGGAACAUACGCUUGCACGAGACUUGGUUCCAGGUGAUACAGUUUGCCUUUCUGUUGGGGACAGAGUUCCUGCUGACUUACGCUUGUUUGAGGCUGUGGAUCUUUCCAUUGAUGAGUCCAGUUUGACAGGAGAGACAACACCUUGUUCUAAAGUGACGGCUCCUCAGCCGGCUGCAACUAAUGGAGAUCUUGCAUCAAGAAGUAACAUUGCCUUCAUGGGAACACUGGUCAGAUGUGGCAAAGCAAAGGGUAUUGUCAUUGGAACAGGAGAAAAUUCUGAAUUUGGAGAGGUUUUUAAAAUGAUGCAGGCAGAGGAAGCGCCAAAAACCCCUCUGCAGAAGAGCAUGGACCUCUUAGGAAAACAGCUUUCCUUUUACUCCUUUGGUAUAAUAGGUAUCAUCAUGUUGGUUGGCUGGUUACUAGGAAAAGAUAUCCUGGAAAUGUUUACUAUUAGUGUAAGUUUGGCUGUAGCAGCAAUUCCUGAAGGUCUUCCCAUUGUGGUCACAGUGACUUUAGCCCUUGGUGUUAUGAGAAUGGUGAAGAAAAGGGCCAUUGUGAAAAAACUGCCUAUUGUUGAAACUCUGGGCUGCUGUAAUGUGAUUUGUUCAGAUAAAACUGGAACACUGACGAAGAAUGAAAUGACUGUUACUCACAUAUUUACUUCAGACGGUGUGCAUGCUGAGGUUACUGGAGUUGGCUACAAUCCGUUUGGGGAAGUAAUUGUUGAUGGUGAUGUCGUUCAUGGAUUCUAUAACCCAGCUGUUAGCAGAAUAGUUGAGGCAGGCUGUGUGUGCAAUGAUGCUGUAAUUAGAAACAACACUCUAAUGGGAAAGCCAACGGAAGGAGCCUUAAUUGCUCUUGCAAUGAAGAUGGGUCUUGAUGGACUUCAACAGGACUAUAUCAGAAAAGCUGAAUAUCCUUUUAGCUCUGAGCAAAAGUGGAUGGCUGUUAAGUGUGUACACCGAACACAGCAGGACAGACCAGAGAUUUGUUUUAUGAAGGGUGCUUAUGAACAGGUGAUUAAGUAUUGUACUACAUACCAGAGCAAAGAGCAGACCUUGACACUCACCCAGCAGCAGAGAGAUCUGUACCAACAAGAGAAGGCACGAAUGGGCUCAGCAGGGCUCAGAGUUCUUGCUUUGGCUUCUGGUCCUGAACUGGGACAGCUGACAUUUCUUGGCCUGGUGGGAAUCAUUGAUCCUCCUAGAACUGGUGUGAAAGAAGCUGUUACAACACUUAUUGCCUCAGGAGUAUCGAUAAAAAUGAUUACUGGAGACUCACAGGAGACUGCAAUUGCAAUCGCUAGUCGUCUGGGAUUGUAUUCCAAAACUUCCCAGUCAGUCUCAGGGGAAGAAAUAGACGCAAUGGAGGUCCAGCAGCUUUCACAAAUAGUGCCGAAGGUUGCGGUAUUUUACAGAGCUAGUCCAAGACACAAGAUGAAAAUUAUUAAGUCUCUACAGAAGAAUGGCUCGGUUGUAGCCAUGACAGGAGAUGGCGUAAAUGAUGCAGUUGCUCUGAAGGCUGCAGACAUUGGAGUCGCAAUGGGUCAGACUGGCACAGAUGUCUGCAAAGAGGCAGCAGACAUGAUCCUGGUGGAUGAUGAUUUCCAAACCAUAAUGUCUGCAAUUGAAGAGGGUAAAGGGAUUUAUAAUAACAUUAAAAAUUUUGUUAGAUUCCAACUCAGCACGAGUAUAGCCGCAUUAACUUUAAUCUCACUGGCUACCUUAAUGAACUUUCCUAAUCCUCUCAACGCCAUGCAGAUAUUGUGGAUCAAUAUUAUUAUGGAUGGACCUCCAGCUCAGAGCCUUGGAGUAGAACCGGUGGAUAAAGAUGUCAUUCGUAAACCUCCACGCAACUGGAAGGACAGCAUUUUGACCAAAAACCUGAUACUUAAAAUACUUGUUUCAUCAAUAAUCAUUGUUUGUGGGACUUUGUUUGUCUUCUGGCGGGAGCUACGAGACAAUGUGAUAACACCUCGAGACACAACAAUGACCUUCACGUGCUUUGUGUUUUUCGACAUGUUCAAUGCACUAAGUUCCAGAUCCCAGACCAAGUCUGUGUUUGAGAUUGGACUCUGCAGUAAUAAAAUGUUUUGCUACGCAGUUCUUGGAUCCAUCAUGGGACAAUUAUUAGUUAUUUACUUUCCUCCACUCCAGAAAGUUUUUCAGACUGAGAGCCUAAGUAUACUGGAUCUGCUGUUUCUUUUGGGUCUCACCUCAUCAGUGUGCAUAGUGGCUGAAAUUAUAAAGAAGGUUGAAAGGAGCAGGGAAAAGAUCCAGAAGCAUGUUAGUUCGACAUCGUCGUCUUUUCUUGAAGUAUGAUGCAUAUUGCAUUCUUUUAUUUGCAAACUAGGAAUUGCAGUCUGAGGAUCAUUUAGAAGGGCAAGUUCACGAGGAUAAUGAAGAUUUGAGAACUUUUUAACUUUUCAUUGACUAAAAAUGAGCAUUAAUGUUAAAGACUUGAUUUGAGACUUUAACCUGCUGGCAGUCCCAAAUGAAAUUAUGCAACUUUGAUAGCAUAUUCCUUGAUUUAAAUUGGCUUUUGCAAUUGAGUGAAACUUUAUAAAGCAUAUGGGCAGUUAUUUAAUUUAAGAAAAAGGUAAAAGCUGAACCACCUUCUGCACUUAAAGAGGUCUAACAGUACAAAUACACUAUCUUAGAUAGAUAUAAAUAUUUUUUUUUAUUUUUAAAUAUUGUACUAUUUAUGGUGGUGGGGCUUUCUUACUAAUACACAAAUAAAUUUCAUCAUUUCAAAGGCAUUCUAUUUGGUUUAGAAGUUGAUUCCCAGGAGUGCCGUAUUUCAGCUACUGUAUUUCCUUUUUCCUGCAAUGUAAGCAGCUCAGAUACCUUGUGUUACCAUUUUUGUAUCUCAAGUUUUUUGCACAGGAUAUGACCACUGUCAGAUCACUGUUCUUUUCUUUCUUUUUGUGAUUGAAAAGCCUAUACUGCAAUUUGAAGUAAAUGUUUGCUUUUCUUAGUAAGUGUAAAUGGUUGCUUUUUUUUAUUUUUAUUUUUUUAGGUCUGAGUCUUUGGUCUAGCAAAAUUAGUACAGGGCUCUCAAGUGGCAUUCUAGUUAGGGUAGCCAUAUCUGUAAUUAACAGUCAUAGAGUCAAAAAUAUUUAAGACUGAUUGGGCUGAAAUUUAUAACAAGUUAUAUUAACAUGUUAUGCCUUCUUUUUGAAUUAAAUAUAAAUACAUAAUUUGUCAAAUUA